AUGGCUUCGAUUGCGGCGUCUCCAGGUACGCGAUCGUCGUCGCUGUUCCCCCCCUCCUUCUCCGUCUUCCCCCCCCCGCUUCUAACCCCCGUCUCUCUGUCCAUCUCUAUAUGUUACCAGUGUUUCCCCCCAGUCUCAAGCGCUCGCGUCUCGGCGACUCGCUCGACCUCUCGCGAAAAAAAACGCCAGCGACGAGGGAGCGAUGCCAUUGGUCAAAAUGAUGCCAUCGACGAAUCGGAUGUCGCCAAGUACAGUCAGCGCCAUGUGGAAUACUUUGAGCAAGUCAAACAAGCGGAACUCGCUCGCGUCCGAGCCGAGUGCGAGCACCUGAGGAUGGCCAAAGACGCGGACCUCCAGCGCCUGGGCCACGAGCUGCAGCAGACACAGGAGCGGGUUGCGCUGCAGGCCCAAGACGUGGCUCGGAUCCAAGCAGAGAACAAGCUGCUGAAACGGGCUGUGGCCAUCCAGAACCAGCAAAAGGACGAGGUCCUGCAGGAGAACCACGUGCUGAAACAAUUGGCCACGCAGGCUGCGGAGCACAUGCGGCGUCUCGAGCAGGCGAACUAUACGCUUCGAGUCCAUUUGCAGACGAGCACGAGUGCCGUGAUUGGCCACCGUCAGCCUCCGGACGUGUACUAG
Peronospora matthiolae is the source of this 639-nucleotide messenger RNA. Lineage: Eukaryota; Oomycota; Peronosporomycetes; Peronosporales; Peronosporaceae. The record is from the annotation of a GenBank genome assembly.